CAAGAGAGCCCUCUGAUAUUUCAAUCUCUUAUCAAACAAUCUGAGUCUCUCACACCCUCUCAACCUUCAUUUCUUUAUCUAUCAUCAAAAACAUGAAGCAACAAAGCAAUCCCAUUUUCAUUUUUGGAUCUCUUCUCAUUUUCCUUCUUCUCUGGCAGUUAACAUCAGUCACAGCACAAGAAGUUGAGGAUGAGACAGAUUUUGAUUAUUACAAAGGAAGCGUAAAGGGUCCGGAGCGAUGGGGAGAGAUAAAGGAAGAAUGGGCAGCUUGUAACCAUGGAGAAAUGCAGUCUCCGAUUGACAUGGCGAAUCGGAGGGUGAAAAUAAUCAGAAAAUCAAAGGAGCUAGUGAAGAACUACAAGACUUCCAAUGUAACAGUGAAGAACCGAGGCCACGAUAUAGCGGUUAAAUGGACUCUUGGUGAAGCUGGAUCAAUUAAAAUCAAUGGCACUGAGUACCAACUCCAUCAAGGUCACUGGCACUCUCCUUCAGAGCACUCCAUCAAUGGCAGAAGGUAUGCCAUGGAACUACACAUGGUUCAUGAAAGCCCACAAGAGAACGGAGAGACUAAGAUUGCUGUAAUUGGUGUCUUCUACAAGAUUGGUCGACCCGAUCCUUUUCUCACUCAGUUGAUGAGGAAUAUAUCAGAUAUGAUUGAUCAGAAAGAUGAGAGACACUUUGGGAUGGUUGAUCCAAGAGAUAUCAAAACGGGUGGCAAAAGAUAUUACAGAUACACGGGCUCGCUCACUGUUCCUCCUUGUACUGAAGGUGUUGUUUGGACCAUUAAUAAAAAGGUGAGAACUGUUUCGAGGGAACAAGUGAAAUUACUCAGAGAAGCUGUUCAUGAUUAUGCAGAGCAAAAUGCAAGACCACGGCAAUCACUCAACGAUCGAGAGAUUCGCCUCUAUAAGCGCUGGUAGUAUCAUAGAGGGAGCACAUAAUAACCAUUCUUCUACAUACACAAAAAUUAAUUACAGAUUCAGAUAUGACUCUCUUGCAUAUGAGAUGCGAUCCGGUUCUAUAGUCAAAUUCUGUGUACUUUAAAAUAUUCUAAAAAUAAUUGAUGAGAGGAGCUAUCGACACAUUAUUGUUACUAUUUAUUUUUUAUUUCUGGCUGGAAGAUUCUUUUUUUUUAAAAAACUCUAUCCAUUUAUUAUCAAUCAUCUUAUUAAUGCUAACAUUUUGGUGCUUUA
Camellia sinensis is the source of this 1193-nucleotide messenger RNA. Its product is annotated as carbonic anhydrase Nec1. Lineage: Eukaryota; Viridiplantae; Streptophyta; Magnoliopsida; Ericales; Theaceae. Gene Ontology annotation, molecular function: zinc ion binding; carbonate dehydratase activity. Gene Ontology annotation, biological process: one-carbon metabolic process. The record is from RefSeq and is a predicted model, not a curated record.